This is a messenger RNA of Macrosiphum euphorbiae (potato aphid), 276 nucleotides long. The record is from the annotation of a GenBank genome assembly. NCBI's taxonomy places the organism in Eukaryota, Metazoa, Arthropoda, Insecta, Hemiptera, Aphididae.
AUGUCUACCUACGUUAUCACCGGUACGAGUAAUACAUGCACCCGGUUAUUCAUUCGAUCAACCACUUCUAUUUCCACGGAGGCGAGUGAUACAAUUGAAGGAGGUUCAUAUCAAGCCGAUACCAAAUUGAGGACGGAGCGAGCAGCACAUCGCCCGAUGGUCGUAUCCCGUUACCUGGCCGCUGCCAUACAUUGUGAACUAGUAUAUUAUAUUAUAGUCGGUAAUCCAUCACCUGUCAAUCAAUCCACCACACUUUGGAAUCAACGUGAGUUCUGA